Messenger RNA from Dreissena polymorpha, 1668 nucleotides. RefSeq lists its product as uncharacterized. Gene Ontology annotation, biological process: DNA integration. Bases 1 to 1668 code for a protein of 555 amino acids. The record is from RefSeq and is a predicted model, not a curated record. NCBI's taxonomy places the organism in Eukaryota, Metazoa, Mollusca, Bivalvia, Myida, Dreissenidae. Gene Ontology annotation, molecular function: nucleic acid binding. The transcript is spliced from 3 exons.
AUGCUGUAUCUACCAGGUGCGAGACAUCGAGCACCAGACGCCGUCUCACCCAACCCAACUGGAGAAGCAAAGACUAUGGUACUAAUUGAUGACAUGUCCGCAGUCUGUUUGGACAAUGAAUCCUACCUCUACUCUUCAGCCGUCAGCUCGGUUGAAAACUUGAAAUGUGUUACGUGGGACAAAGUGCGCAUGGCUACAUCAAGUGACGAGAACAUGCACCAAUUAGUAGAAAUCAUCGAGGCAGGUGUCCCAGAUACUCGUUCUGAUCUCCCAAUUUCCCUACAGAGCUUCUAUGGGAUUAGAGACCAGUUAUCUACGGUUGACGGUGUUGUUAUUUACAAAGAUCGACUGGUGAUUCCCUCUUCUCUGAGACAGACUAUAUUAGCAUCGCUUCAUUCUACACACCAAUGUGUCACAUCGAUGACAUCCAGAGCGGAGCAAUCAGUAUUCUGGCCCGGAAUCACAGCCGACAUAAUUGAUAUCAGGAAGAAUUGUACACACUGCAAUAGAAUGGCACCAUCUCAACCGAGUUCUCCCCCGACACCAUUGGUGUACGCUGAAUAUCCUUUUCAAUGCAUAUGCGCCGACUUCUUUCAUCAUAAGGGUGUGAACUAUCUUGUGAUAAUCGACAGAUAUUCAAACUGGCCGAUCAUAGAACAAUCUACAAACGGAUCAACAGGUCUCAUUGACAGUUUGAGAAAAACGUUUGUCACUUUCGGAAUACCAGAUGAACUGGCGUCAGAUGGCGGCCCGGAAUUUACCUCUCUGUCAACUCGGGAUUUCUUAAAAACUUGGGGAGUACACCAUAGACUGUCAUUUGUGGCAUACCCUCACAGUAAUUGUAGAGCGGAGGUUGGUGUCAAAACAGUAAAACGGAUGCUCACUGAAAACACUGGACCAAAUGGCGAGUUGAACACUGAUGCUUUUCAACGGGCUAUCCUACAGUACCGGAACACCCCCGACCGUGAUACAAAACUGUCACCAUCUAUGUGUGUUUUUGGUCGUGCCGUAAAGGACUUCAUACCCAUUCUCCCAGGCCGCUUUUUACCUCAUGACACAUGGCAAGACACCUCAAACCUACGGGAAGCUGCUCUUAGAAACAGACAUAUGAAGGUUGGGGAACGCCUAUCUGAACAUUCCCGGCGCCUGCCACCACUUAAAAUUGGCGACUUUGUUAGGAUUCAAAAUCAGGCUGGUCGUUACCCAUUAAAAUGGGACAAAAUAGGACAGGUUAUUGAAGUUCGUCAAUUCGACCAAUAUGCAAUACGAGUGGGCGGCUCAGGACGAGUUACCCUACGCAACACUCGACAGACGAUUCCCACUGAUAUACAGGGCGAAUCCAUACCCGCGCAUCAGUCUCUGUCGCCUCUUCAGCCAAUUCCUGUCCCUUUACCCGCAUAUAUGGACAUUGGCGAUACUGGACCCCCAACCGAAAAUGCCAGGCUUCCCUAUAACAUGACUAUUGAUCCUCAGGACAACCCGCAUGACAAUCAACAUCUCCCUCCGACUGCUCCUACUCCAGUGGCACCCAUAGUAGCUCUGCCUCAACCAGUGCCUCAACAACGUGUACCAUCAACACCGGAACCACCUACAGUUGCGAUGCCAACUUCCAUACCUCCACGCCGUUCAUCAAGAUCGCAUAUCUCCAUCAUUCUGGAUGAACAAUAA